AUGUCGGAGGACGACCUCCCCUACGAGGUGCAAAUCACUAUCUCCGGCGAUCUAAAAACUAUUGGCCGUUACAGCUUCGGGAACCAGCUCAAUUCCACCAUGAUCGCGCACCCGAAGGUCAAUCCCGUUUCUCGCGAGCUCUUCGCACUCAGCUAUGAUGUGUCCAGGCCGUACCUGAAGUAUUUUCGGUUCUUGCCGGAGGGGGAGAAAUCGCCGGACAUGGAAAUCCGACUCUUUGUAGGGGAGAUGAUCAAUGGAGGGUCACCGGUGAUGUACGACGGCAAAAAAAAUCGAGGCUCGGGAUUCUCCCCAAUUUUUACAUCUGUUUCUGCUUCUUGGUUUGGUGGUGGUGGUGGUGGUAAGUGCUGGUAG
Messenger RNA from Arachis ipaensis, 372 nucleotides. The record is from RefSeq and is a predicted model, not a curated record. Lineage: Eukaryota; Viridiplantae; Streptophyta; Magnoliopsida; Fabales; Fabaceae.